GGAGACGGUUUCUCCAUCUUUCCCCCCCUCCCCUUCCCCCCUCGGAGUUUCCCUCCCUCCCCUCCCUCCCUCCUUCCCAGUCUGGGCACCGGGGCCUGUGACCGUUUCGUUAGCGGAGAGGAGGCUGCCAGUCCGCUUCGGCGGGCCUGUGCCUGCGCCGUUCUCGGGGCCUCCCUGCUGAGCCCGAGGCUCACGCCGAGAGGGACACGCAGUGAGGAGCGGCCGAAGCAGCUUUGCGGUUUUGUGGUGCAUCCCUGAGCAUGAGCGCAGAAUGAAGCGACGUUUGGAUGACCAGGAGUCACCGGUGUAUGCGGCCCAGCAGCGUCGGAUCCCUGGUAGCACAGAGGCUUUUCCUCACCAGCACCGGGUGCUUGCCCCUGCCCCUCCUGUGUAUGAAGCAGUGUCCGAGACCAUGCAGUCAGCUACGGGAAUUCAGUACUCCGUGACACCCAGCUAUCAGGUUUCAGCAGUGCCGCAGAGCUCUGGCAGUCACGGGCCUACCAUCGCAGCGGUUCAUAGCAGUCAUCAUCACCCAGCAGCUGUGCAGCCCCAUGGAGGCCAGGUGGUCCAGAGUCAUGCUCAUCCCACCCCACCAGUUGCACCAGUGCAGGGACAGCAGCAGUUUCAGAGGCUUAAGGUGGAGGAUGCGCUGUCCUAUCUUGACCAGGUGAAGCUGCAAUUUGGUAGUCAGCCUCAGGUCUACAAUGAUUUCCUUGACAUCAUGAAGGAAUUUAAAUCUCAGAGCAUUGACACUCCAGGAGUGAUUAGUCGUGUGUCCCAGCUGUUCAAAGGCCACCCCGACCUGAUUAUGGGCUUCAAUACCUUCUUGCCCCCUGGCUACAAGAUUGAGGUGCAAACCAAUGACAUGGUGAACGUGACAACUCCUGGCCAGGUUCAUCAGAUCCCCACCCAUGGCAUCCAGCCCCAGCCUCAACCACCACCCCAACAUCCUUCCCAGCCUUCAGCCCAGUCAGCCCCAGCUCCUGCCCAGCCAGCUCCUCAGCCCCCACCUGCCAAAGUCAGCAAGCCUUCUCAACUACAAGCACAUACUCCAGCCAGUCAGCAGACUCCCCCUCUCCCACCAUAUGCAUCCCCGCGUUCUCCGCCUGUCCAGCCUCAUACACCAGUGACAAUCUCGUUGGGAACGGCCCCAUCCUUGCAGAACAAUCAGCCUGUUGAGUUUAAUCAUGCCAUCAACUAUGUUAAUAAAAUCAAGAACAGGUUCCAGGGCCAACCAGACAUCUACAAAGCGUUCCUGGAGAUUUUGCACACAUAUCAGAAGGAGCAACGAAAUGCCAAGGAAGCUGGAGGAAACUACACUCCAGCCUUGACUGAGCAGGAGGUAUAUGCCCAGGUGGCUCGUCUUUUUAAAAAUCAGGAAGAUCUGUUGUCAGAGUUUGGACAGUUCCUACCAGAUGCCAACAGCUCUGUGCUUUUAAGCAAAACAACUGCUGAGAAGGUUGAUUCCGUGAGAAAUGACCAUGGAGGCACUGUGAAGAAGCCCCAGCUGAACAACAAGCCACAGAGGCCCAACCAGAAUGGCUGCCAGAUCCGUCGGCACUCUGGAACAGGAACUACCCCUCCUGUAAAGAAGAAACCUAAACUGCUCAGCCUAAAGGAUUCUUCCAUGGCAGAUGCCAGCAAGCAUGGUGUAGGAACUGAAUCAUUAUUUUUUGAUAAGGUCCGAAAGGCUCUGCGGAGUGCAGAGGCCUAUGAGAAUUUCCUGCGCUGUCUUGUUAUCUUUAACCAGGAGGUGAUCUCUCGGGCUGAGCUUGUGCAGCUAGUCUCUCCUUUCCUGGGGAAAUUCCCUGAAUUGUUUAAUUGGUUUAAAAACUUUCUGGGCUAUAAGGAAUCUGUACAUCUGGAAACCUUUCCAAAGGAACGAGCCACAGAGGGUAUUGCCAUGGAGAUAGAUUAUGCCUCUUGUAAACGGUUGGGCUCCAGCUAUCGAGCCCUACCAAAGAGUUACCAGCAGCCCAAGUGUACAGGACGGACUCCUCUCUGUAAAGAGGUUUUGAAUGAUACUUGGGUUUCCUUCCCUUCCUGGUCUGAGGACUCCACCUUUGUUAGUUCCAAGAAAACCCAGUAUGAAGAACACAUCUAUCGUUGUGAAGAUGAACGCUUUGAGCUUGAUGUAGUUUUAGAGACCAAUCUGGCAACGAUCCGGGUUCUGGAAGCAAUACAGAAGAAGCUUUCUCGCUUGUCUGCUGAGGAACAAGCCAAAUUUCGCUUGGACAACACCCUUGGGGGCACGUCGGAAGUUAUUCAUCGAAAAGCACUCCAGAGGAUAUAUGCUGAUAAAGCAGCUGACAUCAUUGAUGGUCUGAGGAAGAACCCUUCCAUUGCCGUCCCAAUUGUCCUUAAAAGGUUGAAGAUGAAAGAGGAAGAAUGGCGAGAAGCUCAGAGAGGCUUUAACAAGGUGUGGAGAGAGCAAAAUGAGAAAUACUACCUGAAGUCUCUGGACCACCAGGGCAUCAACUUUAAACAGAACGACACCAAGGUCCUGAGGUCAAAGAGCUUACUCAACGAGAUUGAGAGUAUCUAUGAUGAGAGGCAAGAGCAGGCUACAGAAGACAAUGCCGGUGUACCUGUUGGCCCACACCUCUCCCUUGCCUACGAAGACAAACAGAUCCUGGAAGAUGCCGCUGCUUUGAUUAUCCACCACGUGAAGAGGCAGACAGGCAUUCAGAAGGAGGACAAGUAUAAAAUCAAGCAAAUCAUGCAUCAUUUCAUUCCAGAUCUGCUCUUUGCUCAGAGAGGUGAUCUCUCGGAUGUGGAGGAAGAGGAAGAAGAAGAGAUGGAUGUAGAUGAAGCCACAGGGGCGGCUAAGAAGCACAAUGGUGUUGGGGGCAGUCCCCCUAAGUCCAAGCUACUGUUUAGUAACACAGCAGCUCAGAAGUUAAGAGGGAUGGAUGAAGUAUACAACCUCUUCUAUGUUAAUAACAACUGGUAUAUCUUUAUGCGACUGCACCAGAUUCUCUGCUUGCGGCUGCUGAGGAUUUGUUCCCAAGCUGAACGGCAAAUUGAAGAAGAAAACCGAGAGAGAGAGUGGGAACGGGAAGUGCUGGGCAUAAAACGAGACAAGAGCGACAGCCCUGCCAUCCAGCUGCGUCUCAAAGAACCUAUGGAUGUUGAUGUAGAAGAUUAUUACCCAGCUUUCCUGGACAUGGUGCGGAGCCUGCUAGAUGGCAACAUAGACUCGUCGCAAUACGAAGAUUCGCUGAGAGAGAUGUUCACCAUUCAUGCCUACAUUGCCUUCACCAUGGACAAACUAAUCCAGAGCAUUGUCAGACAGCUGCAGCACAUCGUGAGUGAUGAAAUCUGUGUGCAGGUGACUGACCUCUACCUGGCAGAAAACAAUAAUGGGGCCACAGGAGGCCAGCUGAACACGCAGACUUCCAGGAGUCUCCUGGAGUCAACAUAUCAGCGGAAGGCUGAGCAACUCAUGUCAGAUGAGAAUUGCUUUAAGCUUAUGUUUAUUCAGAGCCAGGGCCAGGUUCAGCUGACCAUUGAGCUCCUGGACACAGAAGAGGAGAAUUCGGAUGACCCUGUGGAAGCGGAGCGUUGGUCAGACUAUGUGGAGCGAUACAUGAAUUCUGAUACUACCUCUCCUGAACUUCGUGAGCACCUGGCACGGAAACCAGUAUUUCUCCCAAGGAAUCUGAGGCGGAUCCGGAAAUGUCAGCGUGGUCGAGAACAGCAGGAAAAGGAAGGGAAGGAAGGAAACAGCAAGAAGACCAUGGAGAAUGUGGAUAGCCUGGAUAAACUGGAGUGUAGAUUCAAGUUGAAUUCCUACAAGAUGGUGUACGUGAUCAAGUCAGAGGACUACAUGUAUCGGAGAACUGCCUUGCUCCGGGCUCACCAGUCCCAUGAGCGUGUAAGCAAGCGGCUACAUCAGAGGUUCCAGGCCUGGGUAGAUAAAUGGACCAAGGAGCAUGUGCCCCGUGAAAUGGCAGCAGAGACCAGCAAGUGGCUCAUGGGUGAGGGGCUGGAGGGCCUGGUGCCCUGUACCACCACCUGUGACACAGAGACCCUGCACUUUGUGAGCAUUAACAAGUACCGUGUCAAAUAUGGCACAGUGUUCAAAGCCCCGUAACUGCAGAGCCAGAGCAGAUAACUUGAGGGGGGUGUGUGUGGGGAGCGCGUGCACUCACGCACACUGAAGAAACAAGGAAGAUGCCUUUCAAGCCUCACUGGGCCUCCCUGGGACAUGGCCACCUGAUCAGUGUGUGGCUGGUGCAACCUGGCACCAAGUGGGCUACAUAAAAGGAACGUGGAUACCUUACAAAGCUGGAGCUGGAACUUUUCCCAAGGGGUGUGGGGUAUUAGCCUGCCCUGGAGGGGAAGGAAAUCCAUGCAAGCACAGAGACAUGCAGCUUGCUUGCACACACCAGCAGAGCUAAGACUGGAGUCUCCUGGGUGGGGCCUGACCUUCGAUGAAGGAGCCAGAUGCUGUUCACACCUUGACUGGAUGGGCGUGCACUGACAGACUGGGGAAGGACUCACCGCUCGGAUCGAUUGUAACUCUGACGGUCACUGCUCCUCUCCUCUCCCCCCAAAAGGAAAAAAAACUGGAUUUGAUUUUUUUUUUUUUCCUGGUCACUCGAGCACAUCUAGAUCACCCGUUAGAUUUUAUCUGGGACCUGCAGUUUGGCUUUGGGAUUGAUCAUCUUGUGGGUUUUUCCUGACGAAUCCCUCGCUGCCCACCCUUUACACUCUCCUCUGGUUCUCAACCUCAGCAAGUUCAAAUCCGUCGUCCUUUUUAGCUCCCGUGGAACUGUUUUGUACCUGCUUCUUUACUAGUCUACCCUAGUGCCAUCCACCAGCUUUACUCUCUGACACAGACACACACACACACAC
Messenger RNA from Ailuropoda melanoleuca (giant panda), 4860 nucleotides. It is a transcript of the gene SIN3A, whose product is annotated as SIN3 transcription regulator family member A. Gene Ontology annotation, molecular function: transcription corepressor activity. The coding region runs from base 272 to 4096 and encodes 1274 amino acids. Gene Ontology annotation, biological process: negative regulation of transcription by RNA polymerase II. NCBI's taxonomy places the organism in Eukaryota, Metazoa, Chordata, Mammalia, Carnivora, Ursidae. The transcript is spliced from 21 exons. The record is from RefSeq and is a predicted model, not a curated record. Gene Ontology annotation, cellular component: chromatin; Sin3-type complex.